Molecule: messenger RNA, 1521 nt
Organism: Penicillium samsonianum
Lineage: Eukaryota; Fungi; Ascomycota; Eurotiomycetes; Eurotiales; Aspergillaceae
Product: glycoside hydrolase family 43 protein
Exons: 2
Coding region: 1-1521 (506 amino acids)
Biological process (GO): carbohydrate metabolic process
Molecular function (GO): hydrolase activity, hydrolyzing O-glycosyl compounds
Source: RefSeq, a predicted model, not a curated record
AUGGCUGUUGCUCACCAUAACCCCAUUAUCCCAGGAUUUGCUCCCGAUCCUUCCAUCUGCCUGAUCGAUGGCACAUUCUAUCUGGUGAACUCGAGCUUCCAUCUCUAUCCGGGGCUGCCCAUUUAUAUGUCAAAUGACCUGGUCUCAUGGAAACAUAUUGGAAAUGCCAUAAACAGACCAUCCCAACUGUCACUAGCCCGAGCGACCACAUUUAUUGCCCCGUGGGACGAUGGCACAGCAAUGGUUGGAACUGGCGGCCUGUACGCGCCCACAAUUCGGCACCACAACGGCAUCACCUACAUCAUCUGUACCAACGUCAUCCACGGCCCUUCCAAUCUACUAGGCGAUGAGCGAAAUGAACAAUUUAUCAUUCACACAACUGAUAUUCGCUCGGGGAUUUGGUCGGACCCAGUAGUAUUCGGAUUUCCUGGGAUUGACCCGUCUCUGCUGUUUGACGACGAUGGCCGGGUGUAUGUCCAAUUGUGCAAAACGGGGCCUGAGUUCCAGAUCUACAACAUCGAAGUUGAUAUCACAACUGGGACUAUGAUUGUAGAGCCCACUCUCAUCUGGAAGGGAUGGAAGAAAGGAUAUACAGAGGGACCACAUAUAUACAAAAAGGAUGGAUGGUACUACCUUUUAUGUGCUGAAGGGGGCACAUUUCGAUACCACAAGCUGAGCAUGGCGCGAUCAAGGAACAUAUGGGGUCCAUAUGAGUCCUAUAACAUGAACCCGUUGUACACAGCUAGCGGCACCACUCGAUAUGUCCAAAACACUGGACACGGCGAUCUUUUCCAAGAUCAAAACGGGCAAUGGUGGGUGGUCAUGCUGGGGAUUCGCAUCAAAGAGGGACGAUCUAUCAUGGGACGGGAGACAUUCUUGACAGCGGUUGAUUGGCCUUACGACGGGUGGCCCACGAUUGAGUCUAUCACAUGCGAUGGGAAUUUGGGGGUAAACUUCAAGGAGUGUCAAGACUCACUUGCUGCUGCCCCUUGGGUCUACUUGAGAGAUGCCAAACUAGAUCGAUACCAUAUCCAGGACAGGCACAUCAAACUACAGGCAGACCCAGUGGAGUUUACCAGCCCGGAUGAGUCAAUUACUUUUGUUGGCCAGCGACAACGAAGACUUGAAGGCACCGCCACUGUCACUGUGUACAAGCCACAGCCUUCCACAUCGGUUCGAGCAGGAUUGGCUCUCUACAAAGACGAGCACCGAUUCUUAACAAUUGAAUACAACUUCCACAUGCAGCAAGUCAUUUUCAACGGACUGAAUCAAGCGAAGUCAUUCUCGCAAAGUGAGACCCGAAGUGUGGAAUUCCAAGAUUUCAUGUCUUUCAGAAUUAGCUACACUGAGACUUCCCUGCAAUUCUUCUUCCGGGUAGAUGAAGCAGAUUGGCGUGAUUUGGCGACAGUUGAUACCGCCCUCCUGACGGAUUACGACUUCACUGGCCCGGUCAUUGGGAUUUUUGCCAUUGGGGAUGAUAUCGCGGUGGAGUUUGGAGACUUUGAAGUUGAUGCUGUGUAG